UAAGUUGAACGUGCAGUAUGUGGAUACCAGUGAAUGAAAGGUCAAUCAAUCAGUGUGGCCAGCAACAUGCAUAGCAACAUUCCAAACCGUCUGCUAGCGCUUACUUCUUGUCUAAAAAGGGCCGAGGUUCUGCUCCUGAUUCUGCAGUGAAAGCAGCAAGUUCAGAUUACCGAACAUGCUCUUAUCUCAUGGGUAUAUACUAUGAUAUGAUAAGAACACGUCAGAAGUUGUUUUGAGAUUUGAUCCAGUGAAAAAAAAGAGGGCUAAGCCUAGCCCUAGCUGUCAGGUGUUUAAAUGGCUCUAAAAAUCAGCUCAUCAAAAGUUGUACAAUUCAGCAAUGAGAAUAGAAUCCUAAAAGUACCGGAUCUUGCAAAGGAGGGCAAUCAUGUCGUGUUUGCUCAAUGUGACGCCCAGCCUCUAUCACCUCAAAACCCUUACUUCAGAGUGAAAGUAGUUCAGCAAGCCAAAGACGCUGUCGUAGCCAUUGGCCUCAGCAACUUUACUACUGAUUUGGAUGCAGAGGACAUUGAAAAUGAUGAAACUGAUUUCUCAUCAAGGAGAUCUGAUGCUGUGGCCUACUUUAGCGAUGACGGGAGCGUCUCAAGCCCUGCUAGUAAAGGAUCAAAAGAGUUUUUACCAACCUUUGGCCAAGGUGACGUCGUAGGUCUAUGCAUAGACUACUUUACCCCAACCAAAUCCCUGGUGUGUAUCUAUAAGAAUGACAAGUUGGUUCAGCGGCGUUGGUUAUCACUGAAACCUGAGUUUCUAUUCCCUACCAUCAAUGUGUGGUGGGGGACGGUAGAACUACAUGUAGACUGGCUGAGCUCCUCACCGCCAAGUUGUUCACAGGAUAAUGUGUCGGACUGGAACAUGCCAGAUACAGUAACCACAGAUGACAACCUGGUCAGCCUACGGACAUCAUCAGAGAUAGCUGCUAUCCAAGCACCGUAUCCCUUCCAUACAAGUGCAGAGCAGUACUUGGAAAUGACUAUUGUUGCGAUGGAGGAGGAUACUGUAAUUGGACCUGUCAUUGGAGUGACAUCAGCUCUCCUUGAUGACGGUAAACUCCCUGGUACUAUGAUGGAAGCUAUUGGCUACAGUGCAGCAGAUGGAACUAUUUACUAUGAACACCCUAUCAAUGCAACUCCAUUGGGAGACAACUGCAAAUGUGGUACUGGUGAUGUCAUGGGAUGUGGACUUGUAUUCAGUAACCCCAACGAAGCAGACAAGAGAAAGUCAGUGAAGGUCAUCAUCUACUUCACUAAGAACGGAAAGGUGGUCCACCAUCACGCCAUAUCCCAACCCAUGGGUGGUUUCUAUCCAACUAUUGGUCUAGCAUUCCAAGGUUGUAUCGUGAAGAUGAACACACAAUGUUCAGCACCUCCCCUGCCUGAUGUAGAAGACUGGCGAGUGCAAUCAAAGAAAUUUCAAGGCUUUGGGCUUGGCUUUAGCAGUGCGGAAAUCAACCGAUCCACCGGUCCAACUUUUAAGGACGGAACAACGUCUGGUGAUUUUCGCUUCAGUGAGUUACUGGAAGUACCAUCGGGCGAUGUGAUCAGGCCAACAAAGUCAGGUUCGUCUAAGCAGCUUCUGCAGCUGUUGAAAAUGAUGACUCCAGAACAGCGUUACUUCACCAUCACAGUCACUGAAGAUGAUCCAAAGGGUAAGGUUUCUAUUGGUAUAACUCGUGACAAGCAGAGUGUCGGCGAACUUCCCGGUGAUCUAGUCGACACUGUUGGCUUCUCUUCAUCAGGAAAAAUCUCAAACGGCGAGGAAAAACACAGUACGGAAAAAUACGUCAAAGGAGAUGAAGUUGGCUGCUUUGUGGAAUAUUUUGACCGUAACUUGAAGAUAGUACAUUUUAUCAAGAAUGGUCAACUGGUUGGUGUGGCUCCAAUGACCGGUGGGAGUGCGGACAUGUUUCCCAGUCUUGGGUUCUCCGGUGAGCAGUGUGCAGUCAGAGUCAACUGGCCGAGCCCUAGCCUUACUCUUUCAAGCACGUUCUCCCAGAAUGAUCUUUCCAACUGGAUAAAAUGUUCUGGGUUGAUUCUACGAGGGUCCUCGCUGACUGUGCAGAAGAAGAAGAGGAAUCAACACGCAAUGAGCUUCAAGUCACCUCAACCACUCACUAAAGCCUGGGAUUACUUUCAAGUGGCUGUCAAUUCCACGAUGCUGUCUACCUUAAAUCAGCACAUAAGCAAGGCUCCUGUAAUCGGGCUGACUAAUGUCUUAGGGAACAAACCAUUCAAGGAAUUAUCAAAUGGAGACAAGGCGAGAGAUAUCCGUUACUAUUGCAAUACAAAUUGCAUAGGUUACAAGGAUGCCCUCUCUAAUGAAAAGUCCAAGCUGCAAAUAUUAAUAGAGAGUGGCGAUCGACUAGGAUUCGGUAUAGUCUACCCACCCAAGAAGAACCAACCAGAUGAUCGAGCUUCUCAAGUGGUGGUCGUGUAUUGUACAAUCGGUGACACUCUCCUCUACCACAGGGCCAUGGAACAACCCGCCGGUGGCUUCUAUCCAAUCAUCUCCCUCUAUAAAUUUGGAAGUGAAGUACAAAUCGACACAAACCCCCAGCCCUUUCCCUUGGGUGAUGUUUCAAGCUGGAUGGCCGAAGCAGAACAGUUGAGGAAAGAUAUCAUCCAAGCCAAGAAAGACGAAGCUGGCUACCACAGAAUGAGCACUGAAGAAAGACAAGAGAACCCAGCCUCACCUGCAGAGGAAAGGCCACAGAAUCACCUAAAUAAAUACAAGAUUCUUAUAUACUAUGACUCGGCACGCUACAAUGGUGCGACUCACAUACAAGCACAGCUGGAAGAGAAGGGAUUCGUUGCAAUUCUCCCUCCCAUCUCCACAUUGGAAAAGGAAAUCAUGGCCUCCAUCAAGACGUGUGACUCCUUAGUCUGCUGUAUGGGACCAGAGAUUAGCAACAGCCAACUUGCUGGUAAAGUCUUGGAUCUGGCCAAGGAAUCCGGAAAACCCAUCCUGCCCUGUAUCCUGACCAGUGUCAACUGGCCACCAGAGGGGGCUGCGCAGGAGCAUUUUCACAUGCUCACGAUGGACAAAAUAGAGAUGACACAAGAUUUUGAUUGGGGUGUGGACCAGAUCGCUGAGAAGACUCUGGAUCUAAAGGGCAAAGGUUACAAUGGAAAGGUUAUCAAGGUCGAGAUAGGUGAAGGUGCCAAGAAGCUGUAUACAGAUGCUCAGAAAGGAAACCAGACGACCAACAAGGAGAGUGAUCCAAAUGCUCUCAAGAAAGCAGUCAUAGACGCCGAUAAUAGGAAAGCAACCUCCUUUGGGAAUACUCCAUCUUCCAAUAGCCCUCCUCCAGUGUUGGUUUCAGACAGGCCCCACAGUGUCACCCCACGAGGAAAGACGGACAGGGUAACUUCUGGGCGACCAAGGUCUCAAUCUGCUUCGGGCGGGCCACAGGGAGGGGCUGGUCAAGCAUCCGGACUACAGAAAUCCAAAAUGUGUUUGAUUUUGUGAGGUGUGGCUUUCCUUUCUUAGAAAGAAUUUUUUAUGAGUGAAGAAAGUAUUGUAAUCUGGAGGAGUAGGUGUAAAUUGAAAUCCUCUGGCCUGAAAGAAAUAUAUAUUUUUGAAGAGACUGGUCAUUGUGUCACUUCAUUAUUUCUGGAGAAUUAAUUGUAGAGGUGCGUAUUGACCCCAUUCACCUUGGGCCCAAUUUCAUAAAGCUGUUUUAAAGCAGAAAAUACUGCUUGACAAAUUUCUUUGCUUAGCAAAAAUUGAGUCGGGCACCAGCAACAACGAUGCAAACUCAAUGUAAUCUGGACUGGUAACAUGAUUCUGUUAAGUGAUACUAUUCUGUGCUUAGCAAGUUUUUACGCUUACAGACUUUAUAAGAUUGGGCCCAAAUCUUGGUUCAAUAGACCUUUAUUAGGUGCCAUCAUGUUAGUCAUGCUCCCCGUAUCCAAUAACAGUAAUGAAUGUUAGUAUUCAUAACACCAACAAGGAACCAGUCUGUUUGGCCUUGGUUUGGCUUUAUUGGAAUAGAGAAAAAUCAAGAUGGACACACCAUGAUAAAAGGUGUAUACUGUGUAGUCUAUACAGUGUAGUUUGUUUAAAUUCUGAAUAAAUCUGUGAUCAUGAAUGAAUUUAAAUCUAUAAUCAUGAAAACAAAUUUUGUAAAUAUUAUCAACACUGUUUGUUUAAAUGCAGUGUUUAAUAAGUAUGUGUUUUCUGUACUUAAAUCUGAAGUAUGGGUGUUUGAAAUUAAACUUUGUUACAUUAAAUUGCCAAAGUCUAUUUCAUUCCAUGCACUCUGGACCAGCAAGUAUUGGGUUUCUUUAUUUUGAUCCUCAAUUUGUAGAUCAAGUUGGCAACAUCCUUUUCUAAAAUGGCAUAAUUUUUAAUAGAUCUUAUGCAUUGACGUCAUGCAGCUGCCCCCCUGCGGCGCACAGGAUUGGCGCGCGAUUCGCUGCUUAUAAGUGCCAAUUCUUUGCUUGCGGUAGGCCGAGCCAUGACAUUGGACCCUUAUCUAGUUGUGCGAUUAUGCACAAGUUGUGGUCCUUUCCUCAUGAUAUUCAUCUACAGAUCCGUCAAUAAAACUUUCUGGUUUUCUGUGAGGCCUUGUCUGAAUUGCCGGCUACGGCAACACCUAUGGCUAGAUCACUGCAUCAUCGAGCAUUAAACUAUAGGACUUCCUUAGCAACACCUUUGACAAUAGUUGUAGCCAUAGCUUUAGCCGCCAAUUUGGAUAUGGCCCAAGUUUGAAUGAAGCAUAAUUUAGGUAGCCUUGAUGUUAACCAAAGUGUAGCUUUGUAAACUCAAAGUAGCCUUUUUCUCAAUCAAGACUGAAAAAAAUGUUUGAUGAAAAAAAAAAAAAAUUGAGUACUUUUGACUGCUGAGGAACUCCAAUGUAUAAGAAAUUUGAACAUUUAUUUAUUUUACUUGCGCCUCAGGUCUUUUGAUAAAAUUUAAGUUUUAAAAGAAUUUAAAAUACUUGCCCAUUCAUUUUUGGCAGUUCUCCAUGUUGUAUCGUAUAAUGUUGAACACAUUGAGUAAAUCCUCAAGAGAAUAAUAAAAAUAAAAAACAGUUUAUUUAUGUUACGAGUACGAAUUACACAUCUUUCAGCUGAUAGACAUAAAUAUUCUAGAUAUUAUUUUCUAUGUUCUGUGAGGCUCAACGCAGUAGAAUGUAAUAAAUUUGAUCUGUACAAAUGUCAAUGAAUGAAUAAAAAGUCCGUUUUA
This is a messenger RNA of Asterias rubens (European starfish), 5205 nucleotides long. RefSeq lists its product as uncharacterized. Bases 295 to 3483 code for a protein of 1062 amino acids. The record is from RefSeq and is a predicted model, not a curated record. NCBI's taxonomy places the organism in Eukaryota, Metazoa, Echinodermata, Asteroidea, Forcipulatida, Asteriidae. The transcript has 19 exons. Gene Ontology annotation, molecular function: protein binding.